GUAGCAGGCAGCAGCGACUACACCCUGGAGGAGAGCAGCGUCUGCACAGCUACAUUCACCGUUACACCGGCUGCACGCAACCGGCUGGUCCUCCGGAGUCUCAACCCGUUGUCCGAAAACUCACACCGAAGACUUUAAAAAACAUGUUUGUCAGUUUUCUGUCUGUCGUGUUUCUGCUGGGCGCUGCAGUCAGAGGAACGACAACAACAGAUCUUACCACGCAUAAUGUCACCGAUGGGGGAAUGAUCAACGAGACAUCCACCACUCCUGAGAUUUCUCACAACCACACGACCAGCAGUUUUACAACUUCACUACCCUCUACCACAGAGCACUUCACAGCUUCAGUAGCCACUACAACUGUAGAAAAAGCCACAGCAGAAUCUACAACUUCACUACCCUCUACCACAGAGCACUUCACAGCUUCAGUAGCCACUACAACUGUAGAAAAUGCCACAGCAGAAUCUACAACUUCACUACCAUCUACCACAGAGCACUUCACAGCUUCAGUAGCUACUACCACUGUAGAAAAUGCCACAAUAGAAUCUACAGCUUCACUACCAUCUACCACAGAGCACUUUACAACUUCAGUAGCCACUACAACUGUAGAAAGUGCCACAGAAUCUGCAACUAAGAAACCAACCACCACCCCUGCAGAGACGACCUUCUCUGAGCCGAGCACCGAGCCCACCACCACUACAGUCAACAGCACCGUGGAGAACAGUAUAUUCACCAGCAGCAGUCCAGCCAGUGGUACAACGCUGUCCACUACAAGCCCAGAGCCAAGCCAACCCACCAACACUAGUGAGACUCCAAAAACAACCACCACACCUGCUCCAGAUCACACAAUGACCAGCGACAACACAACUACAAGCGCACCGAUCACCCAAAGCAAUGACACGACUACAAGUACACCAGUCACACAUAGCAACGAAACGACUACAAGUACACCAGUAACACAUAGCAACGAAACGACUACAAGUACACCGGUCACACAAAGCAACGUCACGACUACAAGUACACCGGUCACACAAAACAAUGAAACAACUACAAGUACACCGGUCACACAAAACAACGAAACAACUACAAGUACACCGGUCACACAAAACAACGAAACAACUACAAGUACACCGGUCACACAAAACAACGAAACAACUACAAGUACACCGAUCACACAAAGCAAUGAAACAACUGCAAGUACACCGGUCACACAAAGCAACGAAACAACUGCAAGUACACCGAUCACACAAAGCAACGAAACAACUACAAGUACACCGGUCACACAAAACAACGAAACAACUGCAAGUACACCGAUCACACAAAGCAACGAAACAACUACAAGUACACCAGUCACACAAAGCAACGAAACAACUACAAGUACACCAGUCACACAAAACAACGAAACAACUACAAGUACACCGAUCACACAAAGCAACGAAACAACUACAAGUACACCAGUCACACAAAGCAACGAAACAACUACAAGUACACCGAUCACACAAAGCAACGAAACAACUACAAGUACACCGAUCACACAAAGCAACGAAACAACAACAAGUACACCGAUCACACAAAGCAACGAAACAACUACAAGUACACCGAUCACACAAAGCAACGAAACAACUACAAGUACACCGAUCACACAAAGCAACGAAACAACUACAAGUACACCGAUCACACAAAGCAACGAAACAACUACAAGUACACCGAUCACACAAAGCAAUGAAACAACUACAAUCACGCCGAUCACACAAAGCAACGUCACGACUCCAAGUACACCAGUCACACAAAGCAAUGAAACAACUACAAUCACACCGACUGCACAGACCAACAACACAACCUUGGUUACAGCCAUAACACAGCCGAGCAACAUCACAACAACUCCAGCAGCCACACAAACCAACAACGGCACAGCAAAUCCAAGUCCAGUAACUCCAGAAACCUCUACAGCUGUACUAACUACAACUACACUAACAAACUCUACUAACACCUCACCUGUGAUUCCCGCAUCCACCACCACAUCCUCGUCCUCCACUAUCACCACAAACACAACCCUCACAGCCGGACCCCUACCCUCCUCACCUACCUCCAUCUCCACCUCCAGCUCUCUCCCUCCAAACACCUCCCCAGGCAGUAGCACCGUAACCCCCACUGGAAAUACCACCACCCUUAGUCCCUCAACAGCAACCUCAGGAGUGACCAGCCACACUGCAGGAACCACCACUUUGACUCAUUCAACCACACCAGCUAGUGGCAAUACAUCAGCCUCCUCCACCGCCACUCCAACCUCCACCACCACCACCAUCAGCACUGGUACCACCAUCACUGUCACCACCAUGCGACCAACAGACACCACCACCAACUCCACCACAGCUGCCCCGCCCAUCCCAGUCAAAGUGUGCCCUGCUGUCCCAUGCCCACUUGAUAGCAUCUGUCUUAAUGGCACUUGCCAGUGUCUCUCUGGCAGCUUCCUGCAAGAUGACCGCUGUGUACCCGCCCAAGUGUUCCCAGGCCAGCUUCAUCUCACCUCCUUGACAUUUCAAAAGGAAAUGAGCAACAGGUCCUCUCCAGUAUUCCAGGAUACAGCGGCUGAGAUCUCAGCAGCGCUCAAAGAUGCCCUCAAAAAUCAGCCAGGGUAUAUUCGGUCUGAGGUCGUGCAACUGGCACCAGGAAGUGUGCAAGCAACUGUAAAUAACGUCUUUGUAAACACCAACGCCACUCAAGAGACUGUUGAUAACUCCAUUAAAGAGGCCAUAGACAACUCAGCUAGCUCAAAUACACUGUUGGCUAAUGCUACAUUUACAGCUACAAACCUGUGUGAGCAGGACCCAUUACCCUGUGAUGUCUUCACUACAACUUGCACAAAUACAAACGGACGGCCUGUUUGUUCCUGUAAAGAGGGCUACAUCUCCAUCUUGUACUCAAACACCAGCUGCAUAGCGUGUCCGAGCGGGCAGAGGGCAGUGGGAGACACGUGCCAUCCAUGUGCAUUUGGAUAUGCUGGCUUCAACUGCAAUGAUUCGGCUCUGUUGGCAGUGGUGGUCAUCUCCUGUGUACUAGGGGGAGUUCUUCUCCUCCUGAUCCUGGCUUUGCUCAUUUACUGCUGCUGGAUGAGAUGCUCAAAGAGCAAGCCAGACUACAGCAGCAGUCCAUACUCAUCAGGCGAUGUAAACCAACCCUGGCCCACUGGCGUCACCCCCAUCCCCCGUGCCACCACUAACUGGGAUGCAACUCCUUCCAUAGAGAUGACAGAAGGGGGCAGCACUCGAGGCCUGGUGGACAAAAAGAAUUCAACCAACGGACUGGGGUUUCAUCCGAAGGAGAAAGGAUGGAAAAAGUCGGGAUCGUACGAUCUCGACCCAGAAGGAAUGAAGACCUUCAAGGGUAAAAAUCCAUCCCGUUACUCCUAUCUGGUUCAAGGCCACGAGAACCCCUACUUCCUACCAGGAGACGACAAGAAAAACUGACAAUCACCAGGCCAGCUGAAAUCCAUGCAGGAACCAGGAACAUGGGAUCAAAAAUGAGUCGCUGAUUUAAACUCCGGGUCUACUGAGCAGGACCAGGUUAUUUAUACAUGUUUGAACUUACUGGGAUUAAUGACAAAAGGAAAACAGCCACCAAAGAGAUUCCUUCAUAUGAACAAUCUGUUGAAAGUGAGGUUGUGUGCAUCAUGUCUGUUCUUUGCAAAGAGCUAAAUGGUGCUGAUUAUAACCAGUAGAUGUCGCCGUUGCUCACUAUAAUUCUCUCUUUUUAAAGGUACAUUUGACUUUUUUUUAAAAAUCAUUCUGUAGUCUUUUAAAAUGAAGCUUCUUACAUUUGCUAAUUGCACUAAAGUGUGUGUUAAGUUUACCACCAGUUUUCCUCUCAAAUCAAAGCUAAAUUGAAUGUGGGCUUUUCUAGAUAUUUUUCUUAUGGGUGUGAUUAUUUUUUAGAAAAAGAAAUCUAUGACUAAAGGGGCUGGAUCCCUGGUUCGGGAUAUUUUUAAAGGGAUUUAUAUUGUAGCUGAGCGCUCUCAAUCUGUUGCAAAAUGUGCCUGUUUGUCAAAUAGGAAACAUGCAAAGCUGGUGAUAAAGCCUGUCUCCUGGAUGUGCCAAUUAUCACGUGUAUACAAUUCUUUUGAAAACUCUUAUAUAUAUAUAUAUAUUUAUCCUCAUGUGUCUGAGACAGUGCACUGUUUUUUAAGUGUGUGAAGAUCUGUUGGCAGAGAAUGUAUGUGUGUGUGUUUGUGUGAGUGUGUGCAAUGGAAAUAAAUUAAUUUAAACACAA
Molecule: messenger RNA, 4263 nt
Organism: Dicentrarchus labrax (European seabass)
Lineage: Eukaryota; Metazoa; Chordata; Actinopteri; Moronidae
Exons: 14
Coding region: 144-3464 (1106 amino acids)
Biological process (GO): cell-cell junction assembly
Source: RefSeq, a predicted model, not a curated record